This is a messenger RNA of Pollicipes pollicipes, 2561 nucleotides long. Its product is annotated as transcription factor collier. The transcript has 14 exons. Gene Ontology annotation, molecular function: DNA binding; DNA-binding transcription factor activity. NCBI's taxonomy places the organism in Eukaryota, Metazoa, Arthropoda, Thecostraca, Pollicipedomorpha, Pollicipedidae. The record is from RefSeq and is a predicted model, not a curated record. Bases 343 to 1890 code for a protein of 515 amino acids. Gene Ontology annotation, biological process: regulation of DNA-templated transcription.
CCCGCAUCAAAAGUCUAUACCCAGGAGCUCCGAAACCAAAUAGAGGUGGCGCGUCUCUGGGACAGCGCGGUGCGAAAUUGAUCCGACCGCGACGCUGCCACUGCUGCCCCUGGGACGCCCCGGAGAGGACGCCCGAGGGCGAGCGCUCGGCCCCCCGUGACCGCCGACGCCGAGCCCCGGAGUGCAGCGCCGGACCCUCGACCGGCGCCGACAGCCUCUCGACGCUAAUUACCAGCCUCCAAGGACAUUUGAAUGUGGCACGCGCGAAAAAUUUGAUCGGCCCCCAGUGAACUGUUGAGACAGCGGCGCGAGCGCGCGCCUGGCGGCGCCGGCCCGGACGGCAUGAUGUUCGGGCUGCAGGAAAGCAGCCUGCACCAGUCGCGCGCGGCCGUGACCGGGCUGAAGGAAGAGCCGCUCACCUCGCGCGCCUGGAUCCAGCCGGCCAUCUCGGUGGAGCAAUCGCACAGUGUGGGCCUCGGUCGGGUCCACUUCGAGAAGCAGCCACCGUCGAACCUGCGCAAGAGCAACUUCUUCCACUUCGUGAUCGCGCUCUACGACCGGAUCGGCCAGCCCGUGGAGGUGGAGCGCACCGCCUUCGCUGGGUUCGUCGAGAAGGACGAGGAACCGGAGGGGCAAAAAACCAACAACGGAAUACAUUACCGAUUGCAGCUGCUCUUCGCCAAUGGCGCUCGCCAGGAACAAGAUAUUUUCGUUCGUCUCAUCGAUUCCGUCACAAAACAAGCAAUCAUCUAUGAAGGCCAGGACAAGAACCCGGAAAUGUGCCGGGUGCUCCUCACGCACGAGGUCAUGUGCAGCCGGUGCUGCGACAAAAAGAGCUGCGGAAACCGGAACGAGACGCCGUCGGAUCCGGUCAUCAUCGACAGGUUCUUCCUCAAGUUCUUCUUGAAGUGUAACCAAAACUGCCUAAAAAAUGCAGGGAACCCAAGAGACAUGAGGAGGUUCCAGGUGGUGAUCGGGCCGACGGUAGACGUGUCCGGCCCCCUGCUAGCCGUCUCCGACAACAUGUUCGUGCACAACAACAGCAAGCACGGUCGCAGGGCCAAGCGACUCGACCCCACCGACGGUUUUCUGUCUCCGCCGGCGACGCCGUGCAUAAAAGCUAUCAGUCCCAGCGAGGGCUGGACGACAGGCGGCUCAACGGUGAUCAUCAUCGGCGACAACUUCUUUGACGGCCUCCAGAUUGUCUUCGGCACGAUGCUCGUCUGGAGCGAGCUCAUCACGUCGCACGCCAUCCGGGUGCAGACGCCUCCGCGUCACAUCCCUGGAGUCGUCGAGGUCACGCUCAGCUACAAAUCAAAACAGUUCUGCCGCGGCGCGCCCGGCCGCUUCGUCUACGUCUCGCUGACGGAGCCGACCAUCGACUACGGCUUCCAGCGGCUGCAGAAGCUGGUACCGCGCCACCCGGGCGACCCGGAGCGGCUCCCCAAGGAGAUCAUCCUAAAGCGAGCCGCCGACCUGGCCGAGGCGCUCUACAGCAUGCCGCGGAACAACCAGCUAUCGCUGCCGGCUCCCCGCUCGCCAGCCAUGAACCAGGCGUCUCCCAUGUCCGGCUUCAACACGUACGCCGGCCAGCUGGCUGUCAGCGUGCAGGCGGACGCCGCCAACGGACAGUGGUCAGAAGGUGGUGGGUUCGCAGACGAGUACGGCCGAGGUCAGAGCAGCAGCGCUUCGCCCCGCGGAUACUCGAGCACGCCGACGCCCAACGCCAACUCGCACGCCUCCUACAUGAACGGCUACGGCUCGGCAGCGGCGCAGUUCUCAAACAUGGGCAUGGGAGGAAUCAUGUCAUCGCCGUUCGCUACCAUGAACGCAUUUGCACUGUCUGCUGCCGGCGGCGGACAGCCAUAUGCAUCGCUGACGUCAAAAUGAUACUAGAGACAUCUAUGUGUGGUAAUAUGAACUAUUGACACUACACCAAAACACCGCCGGGGACUGCGACGGGACACAGGUGUGCAGCAUGCGUGGAAGGAGAAUGGCGGACGGCGCGGCGGAAGUGGGCGGCGGAUUUUGAGCUUUAGUAUGUUUCCUAUUUCUUGUCAGUGAUAUUAAUUCGCUACGAUGUGCUGAUGAAUACGUGACAAGACAGCCGUUGGCGUUCUCUGGCUUCCGUCAGCCUUCAGUACCACAUUUCGGUCGUCGAUAUUUUGUGAUGUUCGUUUACUGUUUGUCACUACCAUUGGACCGUGCCGGCACGUGGUGCCGCAUGGCUUGAACGCGAUAUUAUUAGAUAUUUUGGCAGGAGCUCGCCGCCAGAUCAGUCAGGACUGGUGCAAACAUAUCAUACUCAAUCAACGAGCUGUGCCUGAGAGGCACUCUCGCACGGACAUACAGGAAACGGAACAUGUGCCAUACUAUGUCAGUUAUAAUCUAGUCACUCUACUUGUGCUUCUUGUCAGCUGCCUGAGUUGUAUGUCUGACUUCUUGAAUGUCGUAACGUAGGCGGUGGUCAGCGGUCUCGUGACCACCGCGAAUCAUCAACAUUGCUCCGUUUCAUAUAUGCGUGUGUUGUACGGUGUACAUAUAUACGUGCAAUAUCAGAA